GGAAGCGCCUGCGCGCGCUCCUCCGUACGAGAACUAGUUUUGUUCCGUGCCCUCUGGACUGGAACCUUUUGGAGAGAACCCCCGGCAGGACCAACCCCGCACCCGCCAGCACCGCGGCAAUGUCCAGCAAUAGUUUUCCUUACAAUGAGCAGUCCGGAGGAGGGGAGGCGACGGAGCUGGGUCAGGAGGCGACCUCAACCAUUUCCCCCUCGGGGGCCUUCGGCCUCUUUAGCAGCGAUUUGAAGAAGAAUGAAGAUCUAAAGCAAAUGUUAGAGAGCAACAAAGAUUCUGCUAAACUGGAUGCUAUGAAGCGGAUUGUUGGGAUGAUUGCAAAAGGGAAAAAUGCAUCUGAACUGUUUCCUGCUGUUGUGAAGAAUGUGGCCAGUAAAAAUAUUGAGAUCAAGAAGUUGGUAUAUGUUUACCUGGUUCGAUAUGCUGAAGAACAGCAGGAUCUUGCACUCCUGUCCAUAAGCACUUUUCAGCGAGCUCUGAAGGACCCAAACCAACUAAUUCGUGCAAGCGCUUUGAGAGUUCUGUCAAGUAUUAGAGUGCCAAUUAUUGUACCUAUCAUGAUGCUUGCUAUUAAGGAAGCUUCUGCUGACUUAUCACCAUAUGUUAGGAAGAAUGCAGCCCAUGCAAUACAAAAAUUAUACAGCCUUGAUCCAGAGCAGAAGGAAAUGUUAAUUGAAGUAAUUGAAAAACUUCUGAAAGAUAAAAGCACAUUGGUAGCUGGCAGUGUUGUGAUGGCUUUUGAAGAAGUAUGCCCGGACAGAAUAGAUCUGAUUCAUAAAAAUUACCGCAAGCUAUGUAACUUACUAGUGGAUGUUGAAGAGUGGGGGCAGGUUGUCAUAAUCCACAUGCUAACUCGAUAUGCUCGGACACAGUUUGUCAGCCCUUGGAAAGAGGGUGAUGAAUUAGAAGACAAUGGAAAGAAUUUCUACGAAUCUGAUGAUGAUCAGAAGGAAAAGACUGACAAAAAGAAGAAGCCGUAUACUAUGGAUCCAGAUCAUAGACUCUUAAUUAGAAAUACAAAGCCUUUGCUUCAGAGCAGGAAUGCUGCGGUGGUUAUGGCAGUUGCUCAGCUGUAUUGGCACAUAUCACCAAAAUCUGAAGCUGGCAUAAUUUCUAAAUCACUAGUGCGUUUACUUCGUAGCAAUAGGGAGGUGCAGUAUAUUGUCCUACAAAAUAUAGCAACUAUGUCAAUUCAAAGAAAGGGGAUGUUUGAACCUUAUCUGAAGAGUUUCUAUGUUAGGUCAACUGAUCCAACUAUGAUCAAGACACUGAAGCUUGAAAUUUUGACAAACUUGGCAAAUGAAGCCAACAUAUCAACUCUUCUUCGAGAAUUUCAGACCUAUGUGAAAAGCCAGGAUAAACAAUUUGCAGCAGCCACUAUUCAGACUAUAGGCAGAUGUGCAACCAACAUCUUGGAAGUCACUGACACGUGCCUCAAUGGCUUGGUCUGUCUGCUGUCCAACAGGGAUGAAAUAGUUGUUGCUGAAAGUGUGGUUGUUAUAAAGAAAUUACUGCAAAUGCAACCUGCACAACAUGGUGAAAUUAUUAAACAUAUGGCCAAACUCCUGGACAGUAUCACUGUUCCUGUUGCUAGAGCAAGUAUUCUUUGGCUAAUUGGAGAAAACUGUGAACGAGUUCCUAAAAUUGCCCCUGAUGUUUUGAGGAAGAUGGCUAAAAGCUUCACUAGUGAAGAUGAUCUGGUAAAACUGCAGAUAUUAAAUCUGGGAGCAAAAUUGUAUUUAACCAACUCCAAACAGACAAAAUUGCUUACCCAGUACAUAUUAAAUCUCGGCAAGUAUGAUCAAAACUACGACAUCAGAGACCGUACAAGAUUUAUUAGGCAGCUUAUUGUUCCGAAUGUAAAGAGUGGAGCUUUAAGUAAAUAUGCCAAAAAAAUAUUCCUAGCACAAAAGCCUGCACCACUGCUUGAGUCUCCUUUUAAAGAUAGAGAUCAUUUCCAGCUUGGCACCUUAUCUCAUACUCUCAACAUUAAAGCUACUGGGUACCUGGAAUUAUCUAAUUGGCCAGAGGUGGCGCCCGACCCAUCAGUUCGAAAUGUAGAAGUAAUAGAGUUGGCAAAAGAAUGGACCCCAGCAGGAAAAGCAAAGCAAGAGAAUUCUGCUAAGAAGUUUUAUUCUGAAUCUGAGGAAGAGGAGGACUCUUCUGAUAGUAGCAGUGACAGUGAGAGUGAAUCUGGAAGUGAAAGUGGAGAACAAGGCGAAAGUGGGGAGGAAGGAGACAGCAAUGAGGACAGCAGUGAGGACUCCUCCAGUGAGCAGGACAGUGAGAGUGGACGGGAGUCAGGCCUAGAAAACAAAAGAACAGCCAAGAGGAACUCAAAAGCCAAAGGAAAAAGUGAUUCUGAAGAUGGGGAGAAGGAAAAUGAAAAAUCUAAAACUUCAGAUUCUUCAAAUGACGAAUCUAGUUCAAUAGAAGACAGUUCUUCCGAUUCUGAAUCAGAGUCAGAACCUGAAAGUGAAUCUGAAUCCAGAAGAGUCACUAAGGAGAAAGAAAAGAAAACAAAGCAAGAUAGAACUCCUCUUACCAAAGAUGUUUCACUUCUAGAUCUGGAUGAUUUUAACCCAGUAUCCACUCCAGUUGCACUUCCCACACCAGCUCUUUCUCCAAGUUUGAUGGCUGAUCUUGAAGGUUUACACUUGUCAACUUCCUCUUCAGUCAUCAGUGAAAGAAAAGCACUCCAUCUAAAGUUGGGCAAAAAAUGACCGCCAGUUGACACGGCUGAGUGAAGCAGGACCACAACACUCACUCCCCAAAAGCUAACAAAAUGAUCAAACAAGUAGCGCUAAAAAGAAUGACAACCAGAAGUUCACCAGCAACAAUAAAAUAUGGACAGGAAUAGAACUUUAAACAAAGAAAAUGCUAGAACUCUGAAAAAUGGAACGUGUAGAAAUAAACUGAAUAUUCUACUGCAGAAUGUCAUGGCUCCUAAUAGCACAUCCAGCCCUCAGAACAGUACUGAGAAAAGAAGAUGAAUCAACCAGAGUUUAAGCUUCCUCAUUAUGUGUCUGAAUUUGGAAAGAAGUGGACAGAAGACAUCAGAGGAAAAUAAAGAAAACCCCUCAAGAAUUACAACUCCCAUAUAAUGCUGUGAGAUCUCAACAAGUCUAGGAGCUUUUUUGGAUCCUGAAAUGAAGUUCAUAGAUGAUAGAGUACAUCUAUAAUUUUAAAGUCAACAUGUUGUCCUAGUUGAAUAGAAAAAAUAAAAGUAAUAUAUAAUAAACUAAUAUUUUCAAUGAUAUGUAACUGUUUGACCAUGACUACACUAGAAGUAGUUAAAUGAUGCUGGCACUCGUAUAUAGAACUCAUGAAUGUGAGAACUAUAUGUGCAGAUUGAUAUAGGUGUGUUAUUCGGCAACGCAAAUGCUACGGGUUGUGGUAUUUCCAUCAGUGACAUAAUUUUCCAAACACUGAACAGUUUUUCUGCACCAAAGUACUUGCAUCCCUGGAAAAUUGAGCCUGUUAAAAUCUUGCCAAAGAAAAAAAAAACUUCGUAUUUUAUAUGAAAUGUUCUAGGAUUGAGUAAUUUUAAGCACGUUGUCCAACGUGUUUAACGUGUCUAAUGAGACAGUUGAAUGUUAAUAGUUUCAUUUUCUCAUAGUAGGAAACAGAGCUUUUGUGAGGGACAUGGUACAGUCUGUAUCGUCAGGAUCUGCCCUAUUCAUUACUACGAACAUCUAGCAUUCCUGGCCUUCACUCCUUAAAGCUAGUGGCAUCUUUUACUGUCCCUCCCUCCGGUUGUGUUCUAGUUGUAAACGUCAAAGCAUUAUGUAGCAGUGAAAACCACAGGCUCUUGAUUCAGACCACCUGUGUUCAAGUCAGAGUUCUGCGCUUUACAAAUUAGAGACUUCGGGCAAGCCAGUUUACCUCCCAGUGCCUCCAUUAUUUUCAUCUGUAAAAUGAUCAUGCUACCUACCUCAUAGGAUUGUUGUUGGUAUUAAAUGAUUAACAAACAUGAAAUGUUUAUGACAGUACCUGAUAUGUACUAAUAACUAAAUAUUUCCUGUUAUCAUUUUCAUUACACGUACAUCAUUAGUGCAGCUUUAUAAAGGAAAUGAAGUGUGACCCAAGAAAACUGUGUUUUCUUCUUACUAUUAAGGCUGUACAUAGAUAUGCUGAAACAUGAAAAUUACUAUGGAUUCUACUUUAAAGAAAAAAGAGUGGGGAUACUGCUGAUUGUUGAAACCAAGGAAAGGGUGAUUCAAAGUAAUAGAAUCAGUAGCUAUAAAAAUUGUGAUCAUGUGAUUGAGUAUAAAUGAUAAAAAUAAGAAACCAAAACUAGAAGGUGGGGAAAGAUGACAGGAUGCAUGGUAAUUAUUUUUUCGAUGUAGGUAGGAAAACACUCCGUAAUAUGCAAAAUUGAAACCGCUUUUGUUUUUGUUUUUAAUGAAAUGCAAACCUCUUAAUGAUUUGUAUAUACUCAAAGAACAUCUAUCUGAUGUUUUGGAGGGUUUUUUAUUUUUUGGUUUUAAUUCCAUUUCUUUUUCUUCAAAGUAAGAUUAUAGUCCCAUUCUAAGGGAUAAUUUGUCUGUUUCUCUGUGUAUCUGUCAGUGGUUACAGAAAUGUCACGUUCACCAUGGUUAACAGUUACUUUAGAUGGAAUGGUUUCAGAAUGACUUGUUGAUUGUUUUGGUUCUUUUCUGUAAUGUUUAAAUGUUUUAUAAUAAUAUAAUGAUAACUUUUUAAAACAAAUUAUUACUAUAAAAAUGAGCAAAAGGACUAGAACUGGAAAAAUUAAUUUAUGGUAUAACAAAUCAGAAUAGUGCUUACUCGUAGGAGAAUUAGUGCUUAUAAGGAAAUACAAGAGUAGCUUCUGGGGUGCUGAUAAUGUUCUGUCUUUUGAUCUGGGGGCUGUUACAUGGGUGUAUUCAGUUUAUGAAAAAUAUCAUUGAGCUUUGCACUUAAGAUAUGUGUACUUUAUGUAUAUUCUACUUCAAUAAAAUAUUUUUAAAAGUGGACAAAUGAUAUAAACACAUUAUUCAUAGAGGAGGAAAUAUAGAUGAUAAUAUGCGAAAAAGGUUCAGUGGUAGUAAUGAAAAAAUGUAGAAUUAAAGAACCAUCUUGCCUGUAACAUUAGCAAAAAUUACAAAAACCAACAUCUGUUGUUGCUGAGGUAUGCAAUGAAGCAGGCAUUAUACACUGCUCCACUGGUAAAAGUAUAAAUUAUGACAUCAUUCUGGAUGGCAGUUGGGCCAUCUGUAUAAAAAGCCAUCAAAAUAUGUAUACCUUUUGACCAGGUAAUCUCAUGUCUAGAUUCUUCUUCUAAGGAAAUAAUUAGAAUUACACAGAUUUAUGUGCAUGGUUGUUCAAACCUAAAUGUCUAGUGAUAGUAGUGAUGGUUACAAAAAGUAUGCAAAAACAAUUUAAGGAAUUUUGUACAAUUAUUAAGAUGUUUUUAUUACAUAUUUUAAUAAGAUAAAAUAUGGUAUAAUGUCAGAUGGAAAAAAGGAUACAAAAUGUUAUAUAUAUAAUCUAAAUUUUGUAAAAUUGUACAAUUGUACUGUUUUCAAAUACAAGGAAAUUGAAAGAGUAGAAGAAACUGCAUCAUAAUUUUAACAGCUUUUCUGAAUGAUGAGAUUAUGGAUGUUUUAUAUUUAAUUUUCUUCUGCAUAUUUUUAAAUAUUUUCCAGAUUUUCUCUAAUCAAGAUGUAAUACAUCUAUUACCCAAAAAGCAAUACUUGUAAAAUAGAAAUGGAAAGCACAUAUAUGAAUGACGAGGAUUCCUUUUUAUUUGUUUGGGUCUUUUUCCUUUCCUUUUCCUUUUCCUCUUCCUUUUCUCUUCUUUUCUUUUUUUUUUUUUUUUUUUUUUUUUGACAGGGUCUGGCUCUGUCGCCCAGGUUGGAGUACAUUGGUGUGAUCUUGGCUCACUGCAACCUCUGCUUCCUGGGUUCAAGCCAUCCUUCUACCUCAGCCUCCUGAGUAGCUGGGACUACAGCCACCUGCCACCACACCCUAAUUUUUAUAUUUUUGUUGGUAGAUAUGGCUAAUUUAUUGGCUAAUUUUUUAAUUUUUGUUGGUAGAGCUAGGGUUUCACCAUGUUGCCCAGGCUGGUCUCAAACUCCUGGGCUCAAGUGAGCCACCACACUCAACCAGAUUCCUUUUUAUUGACCCAUCUGAUAUCUGUCUUUCUAGAUCACCACUACUAAUUAAUUGGGUGAUAUUGAGCAAAUCACUUGGUUUUUUUUCAACUAUGAAAUGAUAGCAAGGCAGAUUUCCAUGUUUCCUUUUAACUCUGAUAUUCUAUGUGUGUAUGAACCUAAGAUGGAAUUUCAAAUUAAUGAAAAUAAUUUCACUGGGAUAAUUUGAAUAAGUUUGUUAAAAUAAAGAGAUGAAACUUUUUUAGUUUAAAUGAUGACUUUCUAGUCCAUCUAUAAUUUUUAUUUAUUCUAGUAAAUGUUAUUUGUUUUCCUUAUGUAUAUUAGAUUUUUUCAAUUAACAAAAUAUUUACAGUGAAACCCAAAGAACAAUUGCUUUUUCACAGCAAAUAUUUUUCUAAUUAAAAAAGUCACUAUUUGUUCCUAUCCUUUUAAUUAUAUAUUCAGAACACAGAGAUUUUAAAAAAUAAUGCCUGACAAACAUUAUUAUCAUUAUAAGGAAAGGCUUUAGUUUUUUUAAUAACUCUAUAAUAAAUAUUAUUUAUAAACACAGCAUGUUUUAGUCUUGCCAGAGACUGGCCAUUGGCCAACAGAUAGCUCUAUUGAGGGAACAUUUUAUUUCCUGCUGUAGUAUCUGAGUGAACAAACCGGUUAACUUAGUAAAUUUUUUUUAAUGGAUUAUUAUUUGGUCCUGAGUUUAAAUCAAGACCUGCAAACACAUAAACAUCAAUCCUUAAAAUGUAUGCUUCUUGCAGGGAUGAAAAAAGAAUAGGGGGAAAAAAGACAAUUUUGUGUGUAAGAAUAAAUGUGAAAUAAGAAUAACUUGUUCACCUCUGGUAUUAGAAAUGUUGAGUGAAACUUUGAUCUGUUGUGCUUUAAAUUACUUUGUAUAUUUGGGUCACAAAAAUUUUAAGUGAAUAAAACAGUUAAAGUUAA
Homo sapiens (human) is the source of this 7061-nucleotide messenger RNA. It is a transcript of the gene AP3B1, whose product is annotated as adaptor related protein complex 3 subunit beta 1. The coding region runs from base 120 to 2735 and encodes 871 amino acids. Gene Ontology annotation, biological process: vesicle-mediated transport; intracellular protein transport; protein localization to plasma membrane. Lineage: Eukaryota; Metazoa; Chordata; Mammalia; Primates; Hominidae. Gene Ontology annotation, molecular function: AP-3 adaptor complex binding. Gene Ontology annotation, cellular component: clathrin adaptor complex; Golgi apparatus; membrane coat. The transcript has 23 exons. The record is from RefSeq and is marked reviewed.